Owenia fusiformis is the source of this 3215-nucleotide messenger RNA. The record is from the annotation of a GenBank genome assembly. NCBI's taxonomy places the organism in Eukaryota, Metazoa, Annelida, Polychaeta, Sabellida, Oweniidae.
CGGUAGCAGAGACAACUACGUUAGAAACAACAGAAGUUAGCAUCGAAGUUCCUAAGACAGAAACCAGUGAAGUUACUGUAGAAAUGACCAAGAAGGAGCUCACUACCAUUGAUAUGGAGAUCAAGCCCCAGGAAAUAACUGAGACUGUAGCCUUAGUUGUGGAGAAAAAGCAAGAAGUGAUAACUGAAUCUCGUGAAAUCCAUAUGGAUAUUGAUACUAAAUCUCCUGAGCCUGUUGUAGAUGUAGCCAUGACUUUUGACAUUGAAAAACCUAAAGAGGAGAUUCUUAAAGUUAAAGAUACAUCCCCAACACCUGUUGACACAGUCCAGGUUGUUGAGGAACAAAAGAUAGAACCACCUAGAACUGAGACUACUGAAUUUAGCAUUGAUGUAACCAAAAAGGUCGAAGCACCAAUUACAGAAACUACUGAAGUAUCUCUAGAUGUAACCAAAAUAGAAACAGCUGAGAAAACAAUUGAAGUGACAAAAGAAGUUGAAGCACCUGUCACUGAAACUACAGAGGUGACAAUGGAUAUUUCAAAAACUGAAAAAAGCGAAGUGAGUGUUGAAAUGACCAAAAAGGAACUAUCUACAGUUGAACUUGAGGUAAAACCACAAGAAACAACUGAAGCUGUUACAUUAGUUGUUGAAAGAAAACAAGAAGUAGUCACUGAGGCUCGGGAAAUCCAUAUGGAGAUUGAUACCAAAUCUCCUGAACCUGUACAAGAAGGGGCAUUUGACCUUGAGAAACCGGAAGAAGAAAUUCUUAAAGUUAAAGAUACAUCACCAGUACCAAUCGGAACAGUUGAAAUAACUGAUGAACAAAAGGUUGAAGAACCCAUAGGUGAAGCUCCUCAAUUUGUCAAAACAUUAGAAGAUACACACACCACUGAGGGCAAACCAAUGCGCCUAGAAUGCAAAGUCACAGGUAUUCCACGACCAAACAUAACAUGGCUUCUUGAUGAUGAGGAAUUACAAGAUACUACUAUAUAUGAUAUUGUAUAUACUGAAGACUGUACUUGUGUGUUGACAAUACACGAGUCUUUCCCUGAGGAUGAAGGCGACUAUUCAUGCAAAGCUGUGAAUGAGUAUGGAGAGGCAAUCACCACUGCAGAGCUGACAGUCACAGGAAAAGAUGCAUCACCUGCUAGAGACCAGACAAGUGAGAUGGAAAUCAUGUUAACAAAGGAACAGGUUGCAGAAUCUACUGAGAUCUCCCUGACUCUUACAAAACCAGAGGACAUAACCUUUACCACAGAAUCGACAGAACAAGAAUUUGUUAUUGAGAGUAGAGUGACGGAUCAGCUGAAUGGCAUGUCUAUAACUGAGAAUGGGGAGAGCCAUAGUAGUAGUACAUUCUCAACAACAUCCUCAACCACUACCAGCACUACAAGUUCAACAAGUGUGGAUGACUCGGAAGACUCGGACGCUAGCACAGUAGUUGAAGAACCUCUGAGUAAACGUAAAACAACUGAAACAACAAUAUCAACCACAACUAAGACGAUGUCAACAACCUCUGAAAAAAGUGAAACUAAAAUGGUUAUUGAGAAUAACAAUGCAUCGGCACCUGUGUUUACUAAAUAUCUUGAACCUCUGAUAAUCAAAGAUGGCGACCAAGCCAAGUUUGAAUGUGUUGUUGAAGGAGACCCAAGACCUAGUAUAGUUUGGUUUAGAGAAGAGGAUGCAGUGCAACCAUCAGCAGAUUUUGUCAUGGAGUAUACUGAGAAUAAUGUAUGUACACUUGAGAUCAAGGAGGUAUUCCCAGAGGAUGCAGGUACUUAUAUUGCAAUGGCUGAAAAUGAUGCAGGAACAACCUCAUGCUCAGCAUCCCUUGUUGUGGAAGUAGAAGAAGAAGAGGUCGUUGGCCCAUCAUUUGUGAAAACACCAAAGUACAAGACUGCUGAAGAAGGCGAGACUGUUGUAUUUGAGUGUACAUUUGUGGCACAACCAGAACCAGAGAUUUCCUGGUAUGUGAAUGAUACUGAGAUAAAGAGUGAUGACCACUUUGAGAUCUCUGUAGAGCGUGAGGAAGAGAAUACAUACACUGUCACACUCACCAUCAAUGGUGUUAAGGUGGAAGAUGCCGGAAACUACAAGAUUGUUGUGAGAAAUGAUGGCGGAGAUGCAAGCGUCUCAGUCUCUCUCAUUGUCAACAAAACCAUUAAAGAAAUCACUGAUUUCACUUCACAGUUGAAGACUGAAGUGAAAACCAAAGUUGGUGUUCAAUAUGAUGUUAAACAGCAUGAUUUUACAUCUCAACUAAAAACACCCAGGAAAACUAAGGUUGGUGUUCAGUAUGAUGUGGAGCAGAAGGAUUUUAGAUCCACGCUAAAACCAUCCCCAUUAAAGUCUAGUAAAUACGAAACAGACACAAAACCAGAAGAAGAGCCAAGGUUUGUGGUCCAAAUAAGUGAUGUCCACGUGAAAGAGGGUGAGGCAGCAAGAUUUGACUGCACUGUUGAAGGAACACCUGAACCCUCUGUGACUUUCUAUUUCCUUGGUGCCCCAGUAGAUGCCGAUGGUGACAUAUACCAGGUGGAACAAGGCCCAGAUGGCACACACUCUCUCAUCCUACCAGAGUGCUUCCCAGAAGAUGCUGGAGAGUAUACUGUCAAAGCAGUCAACUCUGUAGGCUUCCAGGAAGUCUCUGCUAUGCUUACUGUGGAAGAAUAUUUCUCAGACACAAGUACCAUUAGCUCCAAGAAGGAGGAAGAAGCUCCCAUUGAACCAGAGCUCCCUGUACAAGAUGCUGCAGCCACUAAGAUUCAGGCAGCAUUUAGAGGCAUGCAGGCUAGAAAGGAGGUAGAAAUCAUCAAACAUGAGAAACAAGAAAUCACAAUUACCACCACUGAGACAUUAGAAGUUGCUCCCCAAGAGGUAACUGAGGUGACUACAGAGGAGAUCACACUAGCCCCCGAUGCUCCUGAAUCUGUGGAGGUCACUAUGGAGGUAGUUGAACCCAAAGAGUCUGUAGUUGAUGUAGAACAACCAACUUUCAAGACAGAGAGUGAGCAGGUUACAACAAUUACCGAGUCUAUUACAAUGCAAGUUGGUGAGACACCAACUGGAGAGGAGAUGACCUUUGAAGUGAUUGGAGCUCCAGAAGGUAUCACACUUGAUGUAUCUGAAAAACCAACCUUCACAACUACAACUGAAAAGGUUACUGUAACUACUGAACAGAUUGGUGAAGCCCCACAAGCCCCAGAGGGUCAGGAA